Ipomoea nil (Japanese morning glory) is the source of this 2106-nucleotide messenger RNA. RefSeq lists its product as uncharacterized. The transcript is spliced from 5 exons. NCBI's taxonomy places the organism in Eukaryota, Viridiplantae, Streptophyta, Magnoliopsida, Solanales, Convolvulaceae. Bases 1 to 2106 code for a protein of 701 amino acids. The record is from RefSeq and is a predicted model, not a curated record.
AUGGCGGACCCGGUAAGAAAUAUCAUCAUCAAGCUUGGAAGCAAGACACAUUCUCCAGAGGUGGCCCUUAAGCACAUUCAGACGUUAUUGCAGUUUGCUAUGAAGAAGAAGCUCAAACUUGAUCCUCUGCUUCGCGACGAGAUUUUAGUAACUGUGAUGACCUAUUACCCAGAGUUUUAUGCAAAAUGGUCUGAAGAUGAUGCGACUGAACUGCUUAUGAUGGUUUCUGAAACCAGGGAUGAAGUUUCUCCAGAGAUCCUCCGAAACAGGUCAAACAAUUCUGAAACUCCUAUUGAAAUUUCACCAGAUAAACCUGAUGUUUCUGCUACCCCAUCUUGUGUGCCUGUUAUUUCUGAAAAUUUAACUGCUUUGGAUUCCGAGAAUGCCCCUGUGAAUGUUGAUUCUACAUCUCUGCCUGUGAGUGAGUCUGUUGGUGUGAAAACUGAUGUCUUGCCUGUGUCUGAUGAUAAAGAAGAGUCCUCUGAUGAGCCAAAUAAACUGAGUUUAGUUGUUUAUGCUUCUGAUAAUAUUGCUCUGCCUCCGGCUGAAAUUGCUGAUGACCCUAAAGAAGUUUGUUCUGUCGUUGACACUCCUAUCUUACCUGUUAAUGUUGAACCUGUUGAUCUAUCAAGCCCCCACAAGUCUGAGAAAACCAGUGGUAUCCUAGUCUACACUGCCACAUCAUUGGGCGAAAGUUUGGAACAUGUGCGACAUUUUGCUGAUCUACCAUCUGCUUCAAUCCCUCAACCGUAUCAAGUGAUUCACCCUUCCGAAUCUUCCAGCGAAGAUGAUAAAAUACUGGCUGAAGUGUAUGGAUCUCAAACACUUCCAUCUGUUAUUCCAACUGUUGAGGCCACUGCUCAUCCUGACUCCACGACCUUCAAAAUUCGAGAAAUUUCGAAUAUUAUUGGGAGCUCAUCUGCCAAUGUUUCUGAUUCCAGUCAUUCUGUGACUCCUGUUCAAUCCCCAUCCAAAGAAACAAGAAGGUCUAAAAGGAAGAACGUUCCAGUAAAGGUUGUUGUUGAGACUGGUGAUGACAGUGCUAAUGUGGAUCAGCCUGAGAAGAAAAGGAAGUCGAGUGAGGGUGUUAAGCCGGAAGAAAAUCCGCCUAUUCAACAAGUGUUCAAGACUCUGCGAUCGUCUGUUAAGCAAAAGGGGCUUGCUGUUCAAGUUACUUCUAUGCCUGCACCAUUUGUCAAAAAAGGGAAGCCAUCCACACGAUCAAGAGGACGGAGCAUUACUCCUGAGGUUCAACCUGUCGAAGAAACUGAUCCAUCUGUUUACAGGCCUCAGUUUGUUUCUCCUGCUGCUCAGACCAAAUGGUCUACCAUGACUGUCACGAACAUCUGCCCAUACUCUAAGCUUCUCACGUAUGAAUUCUAUUGUAAUCUCAAUGACGAGAUUGACGUCCUAUUUAGGCCACGACCGAUGCAGAUUUUCAUUAGAGGAAGGUGGUACGUUUUUGGGCCGGACAUGAUCAAUGAAUACUAUGGUUUGACUGAUGUGCAAGAAGACCCUGUCACUGACUGGAACUUGGUGGCCAGAACUCUUACUGGUGGACAGACAAAAUCUUGGCCUACAAGAGAUAAGGACUAUCUGCAGAGCUCGCAUCUCACAUCCAGAUAUGUGAUUCUACAUCGGCUGGCCCUUCACAAUUGGCUCCCAUCAGCCCAUUUCCACACAGUUGGCAAGUUACUGGCAGGCUUCUUAUUUCGCAUUGGAAAGAAGAUGCCAAUUGAUCUGGGAAAAUGGAUUUACUAUCACAUUCUUACCUUAAUUCAUCCACGGGAACAGAAGGGUCUUGAACCUAUGCCCAGUGAGGUGAUCAGCCCAACACUGCUCUAUACUGUUGAUAAAUGCCUGCUGACUGGUGAUCACAUUCGGGAUGUUGUUCCUGUGUCUGCCCCAUCCAAUUCUGAACCUGAUGCUGUGUCUGAUGACUAUCCUCGUGCCAAGGAUAUUCAGCUUUCCAUACAGUUGAAGGAAAGUCAACUGAUAGGGGCCCGUACUGAGCUGGCAACCGUUCUACUUCGUUUAAGCCUAUCAGAAUCUGCUGCUGCUGCUGAUCCUGCAAAGUCUGACAGUGACACUCCCUCCAAUGCUUGA